Stylophora pistillata is the source of this 2187-nucleotide messenger RNA. Its product is annotated as ADP-ribosylation factor 6. Gene Ontology annotation, molecular function: GTPase activity; GTP binding. NCBI's taxonomy places the organism in Eukaryota, Metazoa, Cnidaria, Anthozoa, Scleractinia, Pocilloporidae. The record is from RefSeq and is a predicted model, not a curated record.
CCAUGUUGUAUUCUACCUGUCGGCACGCCCUCUCGGUGCGGCAUACAAAACAAGCAAUACGCCGCAAAUUUUAAAUUCAUCCUCAUUUAUUAUAACGGGAUAAUCGGAUGGGAAGUUUUCAAGACAUUUAAAGUCUGCGUCCCGGGAGAAGACUGAAGAUAUUUAAGGUGUGGGGCUACCAAGUUCCUGUUACCUUAUCGGCUCUGCCGAAGUGUCAGCAUGGGGAAAUUAUUAUCAAAAAUAUUUGGUAACAGGGAAAUGAGAAUUUUAAUGCUUGGUCUCGAUGCUGCAGGGAAAACAACUGUAUUGUAUAAACUGAAACUUGGACAAUCUGUGACAACAAUACCAACGGUGGGGUUCAAUGUAGAGACAGUAUCCUACAAGAAUGUCAAGUUCAAUGUUUGGGAUGUUGGUGGACAAGACAAAAUCCGUCCUCUGUGGCGGCAUUACUAUGCAGGUACCCAGGGCUUAAUAUUUGUUGUUGACUGUGCUGACCGUGAUCGAAUUGAUGAGGCCAGACAAGAACUCCACAGAAUCAUAAAUGACAGACUCAUGAAGGAGGCUAUUAUUUUGAUCUUCGCAAACAAACAAGAUCUACCAGAUGCCAUGAAACCUCAUGAAGUGCAGGAAAAACUGGGUCUGACAAGAAUCAGAGAUAGAAAUUGGCAUGUGCAGCCAUCAUGUGCAACAAGUGGUGAUGGUUUAUAUCAAGGGUUACAGUGGCUAAGUUCUAACCACCGAACAUAAUACAUACCCUACAUGAUGGAGGAUAUUUUCACAAGAACUGAAAUUAAUUUUGAAUUCUUUUAAAGUUGUUCCAUAUCUGAAACACAUAGAAUGGUUUUCUACACGAAAUGAACACAGGGAGGUUGUUGAUUUUAGACCAGUAGAAGCAGUCAACAUUGAAUACGUGGAGGAAGCUUGACAGUUGACUGCCAUACUGUUGUGUGUGUAUUACACUGUGUACUGCAGUUAUGCAGAGCAAAGACUGGUUUGUUAUUUUCUUCUGUAUUGGGACCGGUUUGAGGCAUACAAUAAUUAAAUGAAGAGCAAGAGGGUCUGGUAAACAUCAAUUUGUUAUUAUUAUUAUUAUUAUUAUUAUUAUUAUUAUUAUUAUUAUUAUUAUUAUUAUUAUUAUUAUUAUUAUUAACAGUGGUGCUGCUUAGGUAUUUGGUGAAGGUAAGGAGACCCAAGUAUGCUGUUCAAGUGAAUUAUUUAUUGUUCCUGACAUUGCUGAAAUUGCUUUUGGAAUCAAAGGUUAAAGUAAUGCUUUGUUUUUUAGAACCACAUUUGAAUACUAAUGAAGCCAUUGAGCUUUGCUGAUUCUUCUGAUUUAUUUUCCUUUGAAAUGUUUCAAUGUUGUAAUUAAAUAGGAAAGCUCUUUCUUAAGAAAAUAAAAUUUGAGAAGAACCCAAAGCGGUUCUUGAAUAAUUUCAAGAUACAAAGUGGACAAUUGUAAAAUUCUUGAGGGAAAUAAUUUUUUCCAUAGGAAAAUGUCUUUAAGUUAUUGUGUUGUCUAAUUAUGCCAUUCACAUGUUGUUAAUAUUCAUUGUUAAUCAUUCUUGACAUUCUGAGCCUUAAUGAGGUCACUAAAAUCAUAAUUUGAGGAAUUUUCUGGCAUUACUUUUCUUUUUGGUGGACUGUUCCAGGCAUUAACUCAUCAAAUCGAAGUGCAAUGGGAAACAGCACAACAGCAGUGGAAAAGUGAAAACCAAGGGAGGCCUGGCUCAGGCCAACCCAAACCUCCCUUGCUUUUUCAUAGUUCUGCUACUAUAACCUUAUUUUCUAUUUCACUCUGUUUUAUGAACUGAGUGCCUGGAAAAGGCAAAUUUUUUGGUAGUUUUUUUGUACAACACCAGCAGAGGAUAGCUGUAGAAGGCCAUAUAUUUCCAUUAUUUGUUAUUUGUUUUUCUUUGUGCCCUUAAAUGAAUUUGAUCUGUGCAAUGACAAAGGGAGACAAAUCAGGCAGCUCAGUCAAGUGAUUUUAGAUUCCCUUGAGCAUCAAAUAAAAAUGUCUUCUUAUGGGCCCAGUUACUCUAAUGUUGCAGUUGUGAAUGUGAUCAUGAAUUUUUUCUCCUUUAGAACAGGACAUAGUUACUGGGAGGAAAAGUUAAAGUUACAUCACAUUUUGGAAUUAUUAAUCAAACAAUAUUUCAUACAAAAUAAAAAAAAGAGUAUUUGAACCAA